UAUACCGACCUUUUAUAAUACGUAUUCGGGCAUUUAUGAUAUUUGUAUAUUCUUUACAUUUUUAAUAGAAGAGGAAACCCAUUCGAGUUAUAAACUUGUGAUGAUCUAGAGUUCUAAAAUAAAAGAGAUAUAAAUCAGUUAUAAACAUUUUGUUGUUGUGUAUUAAUUGUAUGUAAUUUGGUGUGUUUUUGAGAAUUGGAAAAUGAGAAGUGGAAGUUUUUAUAAUUGUUCAUUGAAUACUUUAAACAAUAGUGAAAGAUCAAAGAAUUUGUGUUCAUUAAAUAAACAAACAUCACUAUUUUGUUGCAACAACAAUAAAAACGACACCAACAUCUAUAACACAGACGGAUAUUCAGAUCGUGAAAGUGUUGCCAGUAGUGUCCGUGGAAAAAGGACAAGAUCAAGUAGAAUUAUUCCAAUGAAGGCCUCGAAAAAUAUUUCCAAAAAGACAAAAACAAUGGAUUACACAAACUAUGCUUACAAUGAAGCUGUCGGACGUUUGAAAUUGAUGUUAGCCGAUUCGUACGCCCCUUUAAAGACUUCAUCAUCAUACACGAGGAAUCUCAAUAACGAUGAUUCGGAUAAUUUCUCAGAUAAUCUUUCGGUUGUUGAACGACCAGUAAUGUCUGAAAUAUCAAAGUAUCUGUCGCCCAGCUACAAAAACCCGAGGCAAUCAUAUCGGAGCAAAUACAGCAAAAGCUUUCAGCCCUCAACGACGUCAAAGGAGAAUCUUACAACCACCACCACCCACUAUACACCGACUCCUGUGCAGGAUUAUGUGGUGUCUUCAGCGCAGCCAGAAACGAACAUAGUUCAAGCACCAGCGGAAAUAUUCAAUUUCAUUGAAAAACAGGAGGACUACAUCGAACAGCUUGAAAAGGAAUCUAAGUUCUGCAGGAAUGAACUGUCGAACUUGCUUGGCAAGGUUAAGGACGUCAUUAGUGAGAAUGAAGCUCUAACUGACAAUGCUCGUGCCGAACUUGCUGGUCUAAAUGCAAAAGUAAGUGCAUCUUCAGAAAGCGAAGAUAACCUGCGAUAUAGUAAAUCUCCAAAGAAACGUGAGAAAUCCCCGAGAUACUCGGGAGGUCCAAGCAUUGUUUACGAAUCCAAAAUAAGCCAGUUGGAAGCCGAACUGGCGCAAUCGAAUAUAGAUCUUCGAAAAGUUCGUGGUGAAAAUGAAGAUCUCAAGAGGAAAUUAACGUUAGGAGUUGGUGGUACUUUGUCCAGUUCGUUAAAUUGUGAAACCCAUCGAAAACAAAUUGAAACCCUUCAAAUGGAUAAGAUUGCCCUGGAAGAAAACAUUCGUCAGCUUCAAAAGACCAUCGAUGAGAUGAAGGCUUCCAACAUCUAUGGAUCGUCAAAACGGUAUGCUGCCGAUUUGGAACGUUCCCAUUCCGAAAUGGAAGUUAAACAUUUGAGGGAGGAACUUGAUCGACAGCACGAACGAGUUCGAGAACUUCAACACGAAAUGGCACGACGAAUAGCAGACGAGCGGGCAAAUGCUGAACGUCGCUACAACAAUCAGGUUGAUCAGCUGGGUGGUGAUUUAUCGACGCAAUGGGAUCAGGUUACAAAACUGCAACUGGAUUUGGAACGACAAAAACGCCUCGAAUCGGAUUUAAAACGAGAUUUAUCACAGAAAAAUGCUCAAGUCGAUGAAUUGAAAAUGGAAUUGAAAGCAAACCGAUGUACCUUUCUCUCGGAUAUUGCUCAAGUGAGUGCUGAGAAGCAAUCUCUUGAACAGGAAAUAACUUCGUUACGACUACAAUUGGAUCGCUCUGAACGACAAGGAAAAGUAGAGGCUUCUCGGUUAACAGCUGAAAUAAGUUCAUUGCGACAACGUUUGGAUCGAGGCGAUGCGGAUUUGUUGCAUUCGAAAAGAGAAGUUUUGCGCCUAAAUGAUGAAAUAGCGAAUUUGGAAAAAGAACUGGCCUAUGGAGAAAUGAAAAACGAGAUUCGACCUACCAAAAAGGAUUUGGAUAAAAGGAUAUCAGAAAUACAAGAAAAACAUGCCGACACUGUUGUUGAACUUGAAGAAAUGAUACAAAGCCAGAAGCAACUCAUGGAUAAACUAACUACCGAAUGUAAAACAUUGACCAAAAAACUAGAGGACACAACAUUAAAAAAUAAUGAAGAAAAAACACAAUUGCGUCAUACAAAUGAUAUGUUAAUGGAACGCUUACGCCAAAUUUGGGCCAGCUAUAAAGAGCUUAAUGUUAGAAAUAGUUUCGGGCGCCACCGAUCGAGUGAUGAUGCAAGUGAUGUUGAUGUAGAAUCUUGUCGAGAAGAGCAAUUGAAAAAUUUACAAAUUUCUCAACAGCACCCCUCGAGUAUAAACCUUCCUACAGCACAGAAAGUAGAGCCGCUUUGGACUCCGAAAUUGUCACAUCUCCAACCACAAAAAAGUCUUCACCCUACAGCUAUGAAAGUUCCAUUAAUCCCGUACAAUUAUCGGACGACUAUAUUAGCAGCGAACCGAAAAAGUCUCUCAUUGAGCCCAGAACAACAACAUCAAAUUACGAGUCAACCCUCGGAAGCUACGACUACGGGGAUGAUGAAAACAAAAAAGACAGUCUUGGUGAGGGAGAAAAACAUCGGAACGGAGGAGGAGAAGGAAGAGAUAUUCUGUCACCAAACGACUACAUCUCAAAAUCUUCCAACAUCGACCAAUCUGCAAAAACCCUACCAGCAACUACUGAACAGUUCGAUAAAGACGAUUACCAAAUCGGAGAUCAAACCAGUCAACUAUAUGCUCCCGAAUCAGCCAAUCCCACAACAGACUACAACACUGAAUACACCGGUUACGAUGGGUAUGAGCAGCAACCGUACACCGGAACUGGCUACGAUCAACCCUACGACACGCAAUACGAUGGAACUCAGGCAUAUGAAGGAACCACUCUCGAUCAAUACGACGGAAGUCAACAACAGUAUGACGCCAACCAAUAUGGAGACUACGGAGUUCAAGACUAUGAACAGCCCUACCAAUCCCAGUACGACUCAACACUUCCAGCUGACAUCCAGUCAUCACCAUCCGAACUCGUCGAGCCAGCACCAUCAGAGCGCCCAGUCAAGUCUAGUCCGCCAAUACCGACCAGCAGCACCAAUGCAGGAAUCACCCCGGUCACUAGCACUCGCCCGACAACGGAGAGCCGCACUCAACCGCGACCGAGCAAUAGCACUCUGGGGCCAGCAGGUGCAGGAACAAAUGCAGGAAACAAACUCCCAACACCUAUGUCACAACAGCCUGCCGCGCCAGCUAAAGGAUUAUCGGGUGGAAGAAAAGACUAGUAGUGCUGAGGAAAUGAUUGAUCCGCUCGAUUUAGAAUUUUGUGUCAGUAGCCCAAGUUUAUUUGAUCGUUCGUGUGCUUCCUCAGAAACUGAUGUGGCGGCGGGAUCUGAAUCGACCGAAGUGAGUGCUUCGCCUAGAACUGCCAUUCAUAAAAUUACUUGAACUAUUUUACAGAAAUAAUAGUUAUUACCUUAAUUUGGUUCGUCGGAAAGUCAGAGUGUAGGAUAAGGUUUAAACAAAAAAGAACUUGUAUUUAUUUGUAUCUACUACAUUAGAAUUUUUUGAGAAAUUUAACAAGGACACCUUUUAUUGCAUAUAUUAUACAUGACUUAUGAUCUUUUAAAUAAAAUGUUGAACAAUCCUUGAAA
Messenger RNA from Eupeodes corollae, 3657 nucleotides. RefSeq names its product serologically defined colon cancer antigen 8 homolog. Gene Ontology annotation, biological process: tube formation; establishment of cell polarity; neuron migration. The record is from RefSeq and is a predicted model, not a curated record. NCBI's taxonomy places the organism in Eukaryota, Metazoa, Arthropoda, Insecta, Diptera, Syrphidae. The transcript is spliced from 8 exons. Bases 203 to 3451 code for a protein of 1082 amino acids. Gene Ontology annotation, cellular component: centrosome; centriole.